UCGCAGAGUCCAGUUGUUUGGCACAAGAGACGGGCAUCAGCUUUGACCAGAUAUGGUGUGAAGCAAGGCAGCAGGAGCCUGCUCCGAGCUCAGCUUGUAGACGCCGUCACAUUCUGUCAAAACGGACUCAGGAGAGACAGAAGUGGACCUCAUGCAUUCGGAAACCUUAGCGGUUCCUUGGGGCAUCAACAAUCAGAGGAACGAUGAUGAGGCGGUGGUGGACAGAGGAGGGACGCGGCCCCAGCAGAGAACCAACUUUGAGCAGGAGGAUUUUGAAGGCCACAAGACUCUGUACAUUGGUGUCCAUGUCCCGUUGGGCAGCAUGAGGCACCGCAGCCAUCGCAGACAUCGUCACCAUGGAAGCAAACACUGGAGGAGGACCAGGCAGCGGACCCUCCCCUUGGUGGAGGGCAAAGAGUCUCCAGUUUACGACACUCCCUCCCAGAGAGUGCAGUUCCUACUGGGGACAGAAGAUGAUGACGAGGAGCACAUCCCUCAUGAUCUUUUCACAGAGAUGGAUGAGAUCUGCGUGAGGAGCGGAGAGGAUGCUGAGUGGAGGGAGAGCGCCAGGUGGCUGAAGUUUGAGGAGGAUGUUGAGGAUGGAGGCGAGAGAUGGAGUAAACCCUACGUAGCCACGCUGUCUCUACACAGUCUGUUCGAGCUGCGCAGCUGCAUCAUCAACGGCACCGUGCUGCUCGACAUGCGGGCUAGCACCAUUGACGAGAUAGCAGCCAUGGUGUUAGACCACCAGGAGUUAUACUCACCCCUCGGAGACGAGCUCAGAAAGAAAGUGCGUGAAGCCCUGCUGAAGCAGCACCAUCAUCAGAACCACAAGAAGCUGGCGAGUCGCCUGCCUCUUGUGCGCUCCAUCGCUGACAUCGGCCGACGGUCAUCAGAGCACCACCUGGACAAAAAUGGUCAGCUGUCGGCCUCCCAGCCUCACUUAAGCAGCUCAGAUGGAAAAGGCGACGCCAGUAAAGAAAACAGCUCUGUGGACUUCAGCAAGAUAGACCUUCAUUUCAUGAAGAAGAUCCCAGCGGGGGCCGAGGCGUGUAAUGUGUUGGUGGGAGAGCUGGAAUCUCUGAACAAACCGGUGGUGGCGUUUGUCCGCCUGUCCCCCGCCGUGCUGCUCAACGGGGUGGCUGAAGUGCCCAUCACCACAAGGUUUCUGUUUAUUCUCCUAGGGCCCUUGGGCAAAGGGCCUCAGUAUCAUGAGAUCGGGAGGUCCAUCGCAACGCUGAUGACUGAUGAGGUUUUCCAUGAUGUUGCCUACAAAGCUAAAGACCGGAAUGAUCUGAUCGCUGGGAUUGAUGAGUUCCUUGAUCAAGUGACCGUUCUGCCUCCGGGAGAAUGGGAUCCAUCCAUACGGAUAGAGCCUCCAAAAAAUGUUCCUUCUCAGGAGAAAAGGAAGAAGUGCAACAUUUUAGCAAAUGGAUUAGUGGAGGGUGAAGAGGAAGAAGAACCCGGUGGCCAUGGCGGACCAGAGCUGCAGCGUACUGGAAGGUAUUUUGGUGGUCUCUUUCUAGACAUCAAGCGCAAAGCCCCCCACUACCUGUCCGACUACACUGAUGCUUUCAGUUUGCAGUGUGUCGCCUCCUUCUUAUUCUUGUACUGUGCCUGCAUGUCUCCUGUCAUCACCUUUGGAGGACUGCUGGGCGAGGCAACAGAAGGGCGAAUAAGUGCAAUUGAGUCCCUGUUUGGAGCCUCGCUGACUGGAAUAGCGUAUUCCCUGUUUGCCGGUCAGCCCCUCACCAUUCUGGGAAGCACAGGGCCUGUGCUCGUGUUUGAAAAGAUACUGUUUAAAUUCUGCAAGGAGUAUGGCUUGUCCUACCUGUCACUGAGGACCUGCAUUGGUCUGUGGACGGCUUUCCUCUGCAUUUUCCUGGUGGCCACAGAUGCCAGCUCCCUUGUUUGUUACAUUACUCGCUUUACAGAAGAAGCUUUCGCCUCGCUCAUCUGCAUCAUUUUCAUAUACGAAGCCUUGGAGAAACUUUUCCACCUGGGAAAACACUAUCCCUUUAACAAGAACAACAACCUGGACAAACUCACCACAUACUCAUGCUCCUGCGUCGAGCCUUCGGAUCCCACCAACGCCACUCUGAAGAACUGGGAGAUCAACAACGUCACUGCUUCGGAAAUCUAUUGGGAAGCCCUGGAGGUGAAGGACUGUAUUGAGAAGCAGGGGGAGUUUGUGGGCAGCGCCUGCGGCCCCCACGGGCCCUACGUCCCUGAUGUUCUCUUCUGGUGCGUCGUUCUCUUCUUUUCCACGGUCUUCAUGUCUGCCUUCCUCAAGGACUUCAAGUUCAGCAAUUAUUUCCCCACAAAGGUGCGGGCCAUCAUCAGCGACUUUGCCGUUUUCUUCACUAUUUUCACCAUGGUCUUCGUUGACUAUAUGCUAGGAAUCCCAUCUCCAAAACUAAAGGUUCCAAGUGUUUUCAAGCCAACCAGAGAUGAUCGAGGUUGGUUCAUCCACCCACUGGGCCCCAACCCCUGGUGGACGACAAUCAUAACAGUGGUACCAGCUCUGCUUUGUACCAUCCUCAUCUUCAUGGACCAACAGAUCACAGCUGUCAUCAUCAACAGGAAGGAACACAAACUCAAGAAAGGCGGCGGAUACCACCUUGACCUGUUCAUGGUCGGGGUGAUGCUCGGCGUGUGCUCUCUGAUGGGUUUGCCGUGGUUCGUAGCCGCCACCGUCCUCUCCAUCAGCCACGUCAACAGCCUGAAAGUGGAGUCAGAUUGUUCAGCUCCCGGAGAGGUGCCCAAAUUCCUCGGUAUCCGAGAACAACGCGUUACAGGCCUGAUGAUCUUCACCCUCAUGGGCUCCUCCGUCUUCAUGACAUCAGUGCUAAAGUUCAUUCCCAUGCCAGUGCUGUAUGGAGUAUUCCUCUACAUGGGAGCAUCGUCUCUCAGAGGCAUUCAGUUUUUUGAUCGUCUCACAUUGUUUGGUAUGCCGGCCAAGCAUCAGCCAGACUUCGUCUACCUGCGCCACGUACCCCUGAGGAAGGUGCACCUCUUCACCAUCAUCCAGCUGACCUGUCUGAUCCUGCUGUGGGUCAUCAAGACCUCCAAGGCUGCCAUUGUCUUUCCUAUGAUGGUGUUGGCUCUGGUCUUCAUAAGGAAGCUGAUGGACUUGUUCUUCACCAAGAGGGAGAUGAGCUGGCUGGAUGAUCUCAUGCCAGAGAGCAAGAAGAAGAAGCUUGAAGAUGCUGAGGAGGAGGAGGAGCAGAGCAUGGUAGAUGAAGAGGAAGAAGAAGAAGAAGUCGCGCAAGUGCCAUUAGGAGGAUACCAAGGAAUACCCGUCAUAAACAUCACAGAUGAAAUGUCAAAAGGGUCUUUUGGAAACACUUGGAACGCCAGCAGUUAGAAAUAAGAACAAGAGCAAACUCGGUGAGAUCUGCUGCUAUUCGGCUGCAAAGUCCCAAAGGCGUCUGGCUGCAUUGUGUGCAGAUAUUUUGAAGAGGUCAUCAGUUCCAGCUGUAUUUACAUACAUCAUUCUAUAUCUGCUUAAUCUACGUACAUUUAGUUUUCUCUUUGGACUUUGACAUGUAACCAGUCCGCUCCCAGUUCUUCCCCAGAAAGUAAGAGUGCAAGGUGAAAAACAUGAGCGGGGUAGUGAAAGCGUUGUGAGUAUUUCAUUGCUGACCCAGUUGUGCGUCAGGACAAGAAAUCUGCAUUGUGUCCUGCAGCUCAUCGAUCCUCGUGAAUCCACGUGUAAGUGAAUAAAUGUUUUAUGUGGCCCGUCACAAAUACCCCGUUCAUGAAGCAAUAAAACCUGUAGAAUUCCAUGUUGUUGAAGUCUUACUGAGCAUUCUCUACACAAAUUUUGACUGAAUGUAAUCUGCUGAAGCACAGAUGUGUGAUGUCGCCUAUUUUGAGUUUAUUGUAUGUGAGUACAGAAUAAAAAUACUGUUUAUUUCAGAGGAACCAAAUGCAAUAGUGCAGUAGUACCCUAUUUGUAUAAGAAAUUAUUUACUUAUAGCCAAUAUAUUUUUUGUGGUAUUGUUUUAUAUUAAUUUUGUGUUUGCUGCGGAGUACGUCAUUUUCUGUUUUUCGCUUUCUAGUAUCAGUCAGAUGCUUCUGUUUUAAAUGUACAUAGAAUUCGAUGAUCCUGGUGUGUGUAAUAUUUGUCCAAAGUUUACGGUGUCACUACAUUACAUUUAGUAUUAUAAUAAAGGUAUUUUUAAAUACUUUGGA
Molecule: messenger RNA, 4197 nt
Organism: Cololabis saira (Pacific saury)
Lineage: Eukaryota; Metazoa; Chordata; Actinopteri; Beloniformes; Belonidae
Gene: slc4a10b
Product: solute carrier family 4 member 10b
Exons: 25
Coding region: 152-3367 (1071 amino acids)
Biological process (GO): regulation of intracellular pH; bicarbonate transport; transmembrane transport
Cellular component (GO): basolateral plasma membrane; plasma membrane
Molecular function (GO): monoatomic anion transmembrane transporter activity; sodium:bicarbonate symporter activity; solute:inorganic anion antiporter activity
Source: RefSeq, a predicted model, not a curated record